Esox lucius (northern pike) is the source of this 5327-nucleotide messenger RNA. It is a transcript of the gene plekha4, whose product is annotated as pleckstrin homology domain-containing family A member 4. The transcript has 24 exons. The record is from RefSeq and is a predicted model, not a curated record. Lineage: Eukaryota; Metazoa; Chordata; Actinopteri; Esociformes; Esocidae. The coding region runs from base 278 to 4555 and encodes 1425 amino acids.
GGAAGGGAAGAAGAGGGAGCGCACAGAGAGCCCACUGUUAGAAGGAAGAAAGGCAGAUUGACUGUCAAUGGACAGUGUAGGUAGAUGGCCGGACAAAUUGGACAGAUAAACCCAGAACAGAAGAAAAGGAGGGAUUGAGAUAGACAAAGAGAGAAAGGGAUUACCAAGUAUUGAGUACAGUAGAGCAGGAUAGUUGUGUAACUGAAGGGGAAACAGGCCAGGAGAGAGCAGCCAACCCUGGGAAGAUGCUGUGAGGACUCAGGACUAGAGCCAAGGGAUGGUGGUUGAGAAAACCAGCAGGCGGACACAUUUAAUCAGAAUGGAGGACCAGGACCGAAUGAGCCAAGCCUCGAGUGUAGUCACUAUCUCCUCUUUUCCUGUUAAAAGCAUGGACAGUGAUGACAGGGUGCAAACGUUUGGGAAGAGAUGUAGGGCGGCUAAGAGAGAUCCGAACUGCCCUGUUGUGAUCAGGGGCUGGCUAAAUAAAAAGGACAGCUCUGGGCUGAAACUGUGGAAAAGAAGAUGGUUUGUCCUGUCAAACUACUGUCUGUUCUAUUACAAAGACAGUAGAGAAGAGUCUGUUCUAGGGAGCAUACCGCUACCUAGCUACAGCAUUCUCUUCUGCACACCACGAGAAUGCAAAAACAGAAAAAACACUUUCAAAGUGGUGCAUCAGGGUAUGCGCUCCUACUUCUUCUGUGCCGACACUCAGGAGGACAUGCUGAGCUGGGUCAGGGCACUCAAUCAGUCAGCUUGUAUGGAAGCAGACAGCUCCAUCAACAGGCGUUGCUCGAGUUAUCAGGACUUCACACAGAUGGGUGGCAGCAGUGAGUCAGUGGAUCUCCCUCAAUCCCCCUCUCUCCGAGAUGGUCUCUCACAAAAUGCAGAGCACGCCAUCCGAUCACAAAGGGAACCAAGUCAGGUCACCAGGGGGAGAUCAGGGACACCCCGUUCAGAACCUAGCGGAAGGCGGAGCAUGCGACAAAGCCCAUCGACCAGAACCCCCAGCCCGACAGAGUUCAGGAGCAGACGGGUGGAGCGGAAAGAUGAGGAUUCCCUUCCCUUCCUUUCUAGUUCUAACACACCGCCAGAAUAUAUGAGGACAGGUUCUUUAACCCCCAGGGGUCAAUUGGUGUCGCGACCCCACACGCCAGUGGGCCGGGUUGACAUUCGACCCCAGGAUGAUCCAGGCAUUAUGACUCAGUGUUGCGCCUCUGGGUCCCCCAAGCUGGAGUUUAAGUCCGCCCCCCACACUCCAGGAUCUGAGAGAUGGCAAACUGUCAACAGGCCUACACCUGUAUAUUCCUCCCUCCACCAUAUCCCAAGUGGACGAAGAGCUUUAGGAAAGAGCAACUCAACAGAGGGACAAACAGACUUACUGCCCCCUUUGCCCACAACAUCAAGAGUUCCACAUGCUCACCACCCACCACACCCCCACCACCACCAUCGCAGUCACAUGUCUGUCUGUCUGCUACCGCCACCUGUGCCUGCCAAAUCUGAGCUGAAUGACAGCGAGACUCCAUCACCCAUCCAACUUCUCGAGAGUGAAGCAGAUGCUGUGCUGACUAGACUGUGUGGGUGUGACAAACUUCUCCAGUCUCUCUCUCUGGAACUGGCCAAGCUACAACUGGAUAAGGACCAUGUUCAGUAUGCCUUAGAGAUGACCAGGAUGCAACUGGAUGAGUGGAGGAGCCAAGGACUCAGAGGACAGGAAGGAGCACUCAACCAGAAGGCUUUGCUCCAGGAAGAACUGAUCACCAUCCGAGCGAGAAUGUGUGACGUCUCGUUGGAAAUGGAGAGAGUGUGGAGCCAGUAUGAGAGGAUGGAAAGUGAGCUGUCUGUGUUCCGCUCACACCUCCAGCACGUCUGUAAUUUUGGAAUGCCACAGGAGCAGUCCCAGGCCCAGAGAGAACUGUGGAUGAUGGAGGAUAUCCUCUCUGGACUCAGGGUAAACCGGGAUCACUUCCGGGUCCUGCUUGGCUUGCAGAGGCACCCAGGAACAUUCCAGAAUCCUUCCUCCCACCCGGGUACACCUGGAUCUCCAACGGAGAGGACACAGUGCGGCCUGCCAAUGGGGAUGGAAUCAGAACCUCCGGCCCGCCCACCUUUACCUCAGGAGCUCCAAGACACGAAUCAGGGUAGAGACCAGGGGCGUGAGAGGAUGGAGCCAAACUACGAGGUCAUCUACACUUGUCCUGUAGAUCCAUUAGAUAGAAGAGGAAACAACCAAUCCGAUCCCAUUGGUGACAGGACACAGAGAGAAACAUCAGAAUCUCAGUUUAGCUCAAGAUGGUCCACACCAGAUGCAAAAAAUAAGAAGGGAAGGAUGAGUGAAGGGGAGCAGAUGGAGAGGAUGAGAAGACAUCAGGAGAGACUAACCAGUCGGAGGAACCCACCCGCGGGCGGCCCUAUCCGAACGAAGGGUCAAAGUUCACAACCGAUAGACGAGGCGCCCUUCCCACUGAGGGUGACGAGAAUCGUCACAGCCAUCUUGCCGUCCCCUCUGAUUGCCCGACACGUUUCUGUCGAGGACCCCCCUCCCGAGCUGGCCACUCCACUGCCUGAGCAGAUUCCUCCAGGGGUGCAACACAGACUGACAGAACCGAGCAAGAAAUUAUUCCAGAAACCGCCUCGAAGGCAGUUAUUCGACAUGUCCGAUCAAAAUUCCAACUGGUCCCAGGCGGAGGCGUCAGAGAUUAGCCUGGUGGAGCAGCAACCGGCCAAACAGUUAGCUAAAGCUCCACACGGUGUAGCUUCAGAGAGGGAGGUGCAAAACACCCAUGGCCUCAAUGCAACUAGGGCCAAAGAGAGCCACAAUGUCACUACCAGGGCCUCUAGAGAAGACACCCAGAGCGAGGAGCCUUCUGCGGAUGCUAUGAUGCUUCAGCCGAGUUGUGACCAGGCAGUUGUGGGAAACGAAGGUGUGGCCGAUAACAGAGGCGUGGCCCGCGAUUCCAGGGUAAGAGAGGAUGAUGAGGGUCUUGACUGUAGAAGAGAAGUAUUGAGAGAAGGUCAAAGGGAGGAAGAGAAGGUUGAGGGAUGCGUUGCUCUCCCAACAUCUGGCUCAGACCCUGACCUCUUUCUCACCCCUGACCAGAGAGAGGCCAAACUGAGACGUGUCGAGAGGAUCAGAGAGAGAGUCAUUCGGAGUGCAGUCAGAGAGAGUGCUCUGGCAUCCGGCCGUCCGCUGUCGAGAGGGGAGAGAGAGGAGUCCCGCAACACCCCUUCUACAAAGACCUAUGAGAGCACCACGAAGGGCAGGGAAAUAUCAGUUUCCAGACCUAAUGAGGAUGUUUGUGGAGGCUGGUGUCAUAGUGACGGAGCUGUUCUACGUCGUUACGGGACAGCUGAACCUCCGACCCCUGGAGAGAAACCACCUAAUGCAGAUGAGGAAAAGGGACGUAUGAAAGGUCAUGAGGGUCAUAUUGAGAACAAAAUGCAGCACGAAGGUCAUAGUGACAGAAAGGGUAUCAUGAAACAUAAAAAAGAAAAUAAACCACCUAUUUCCCCCAAUCACAUCUCCUCGAUGGCUGUAUACCAGAACAAUAAAGGCCAGACAUUUAAAAAGAGGUGCGAGGAGGAAGAACAGGAAGAAAACCAAGAGGAACUCUCAACCAGUCAUGGUGAACGCAUUUUUCUGUCCACCAAUCAAAGAGCAGAAUGGUUUCUCUCAACCAAUCAGAGGCAUGAGUUCAUACCUUUACGUGACCAAGGACUGGAUUCAACAUGUCGUGAGGAAACCUUGAACCUGAUCAAUGAUCAAUAUGAACAUUCAAGAACUGCUUCAAAUGGUGCCUCAUUCACUGUUAGUGAAAGUUUCGAGAAAAUGUUGGAGAACCAUUCCCUUUUCUAUAAAAUCACAAGUGACAUCAAUCUGUCAGACACAGACAUUACGAUGAUUGAUGGACAAUCCAUAUCCAGUCACGUAGAAGAGAUCGAGGGGGCAACCAAUAAGAUUUCAACAGCAGAUGAAGUUACCUAUGGUGUGCUAAGACCAACAGACCGAGAAAUCAAAGGUCACCACCUUUCAGAAUCCUCAAUAAGUCAUAUUAGUGGAGACACUGUAACCAAUGAGCUUCAAGACAUAACACACAUGAACCCACAAUUCUCUCGUAAUCUAACAUCACAUGCCUCAAUCAGACCAGAACAUGACCUAUGCAUCUAUGAAGAGAUACCAGACAAUGACACUUUGACCAAAGCAACAGAGGUGCAGUGUCAUGAAAGUAACAAGAAUGUCAGGGAAAGUCAGGCAUUGACUUAUCCCGAAAUGUUGGAUUACCCAGAAUCAGAGCAGACCACAGAUACAUGUGAAAGGUCAAAAACAGCAAAAAGGAAAUGUGGAACAUUUGAGAUGGUAGAUGGGAAUGUGGAACAUGCAAGAACUGUAGAGUCAAAGUCGUCAGACAGCAGUUUGGCUGGAGGAAGCAAAGAAACUGUCCAAAAGAGAGCUAGCCUGUCCAAAACCAAUUCUUUAGGCCUCUUUGAAAGUGGAAAGGAGAACCAAGGUGCCUCAUUUGGAAAAGGGAGAGUAACAGUACUCCGAACAAGUUUGUAGUGUGACUACAAAAAUGGAGGAUGACAAGGAAGAUGUAAAACAACAAUAAAUGGAGGAAUGCGGAAGAUUGGGGUGCAAGUACAAACGUGAGAAAAAUUGCAUAUUGAUGAGAGAGGAACAAUGAAAUUCAGGGAACAGAACCCUUCUCAGAAUAUGAGAAUGGGAUCACAUGGUUUAGAGAGCAAUUCAAAUGGUUACCUGUAAAACUAUCUUACAGUGGAAUACAGCAAUUGAAAUAAUAACAAUAUGUUCUCCCUGUUUCCAUAAAUAGCUUAAUGACGGGGCUGGAAAAACUAAUCUAAUUCAUAGAGCUAUGGGUGUAAAAAUGAUGGUAUUAGCCAUAUUUUGAAUCUAUAAAAUUUUUGUUUACAAUUGCUUGUUUUCAAAACAUUGGGAUAAAAUAAGCAUAUGGGUUACAUAUUUGAACCUUGCUCCUAGUUAUAUUCUCCAAAAACCAAAACAUCAAUCUAUGUAAAAUCUGCAGAUAAUCACAGAUUAUGUAUACACUGUUUGUAUUUUGGUCCUAUGCAGUAUGAAUACAAUGCAAGCCACUGUAAUAGCAACUAAAUAAUAUAACGUUUAAAGUCUGAGGUUACACAGUCAUUCCAACUUGUUUACAUGUCUUAACACUGAACCAAUGUACACAUAUCACAGAUGGAUGGUUGUUCAUUGUUCACCUAUAACCCUUAAUAUGAUACUCACUGUAUAACAUGACACAUGCUUGUGUUUUGUAUCUCAAAUGUCCUAAUUAAUAAACAUGUGUCUGACAUUA